Messenger RNA from Pogona vitticeps (central bearded dragon), 1814 nucleotides. The record is from RefSeq and is a predicted model, not a curated record. NCBI's taxonomy places the organism in Eukaryota, Metazoa, Chordata, Lepidosauria, Squamata, Agamidae.
GGGGAUUGUUUGCACGGUGCCUGCAAGCCGAAGGCAACGGGGCGAGGGUGGAAGCAGCCCCGCCAACGCCAAGAGGGAAACCUCCUUCGGGAGGCGGCGCGGCCUCGCUGGGUUACCGACACUCAAGUCUGACUUUGCCUCCUUUGGAAGAAACGAGGGGAAGAACAUUUGAUGGCGGGUAGCCAGAGUUCGGGUGUAAAGAAGGUCACUAGCACCAGCUCCGGUGAUCGUAGGAGAAAACAUUCAUGCUCCGUAUGUGGGAAAGGUUUUGCUCAGAAGUCGGGCCUUGUCUCCCACCAGAGAGUCCACACUGGAGAAAAACCUUUCAAGUGCUCUGAAUGCGGGAAGUGUUUUGCUGACCGUUCAACCCUGACAAAACAUGAGAGAAUCCACACCGGCGUAAAGCCCUAUAAAUGCUCAGAGUGUGUAAAAUGUUUUGCCACAAGAGCAGAAGUGAUAAUACACCAAAGAGUCCACACGGGAGAAAAACCCUAUCCGUGUUUGGACUGUGGGAAAUGCUUUGCUCAACGUUGUCAGCUUGCAAGCCACCGGAGAGUCCACACUGGGGAGAAACCCUACCAGUGCCUGGACUGUGGGAAAUGCUUUGCUCACCAGUCACCCUUCGCGAGCCACCGGCGAUAUCACACAGGCGAGAAGCCUUACAAGUGCGUGGAGUGUGGGAAAUGCUUCAUUCAGCAUUCACAGCUGGCGAACCACAAAAGGGUCCACACUGGGGAAAAACCCUAUAAAUGUACCGAGUGUGGGAAAUGCUUUGCUCAGCAGUCAGCCUUUCUGAACCAUCGAAGAAUCCACACGGGGGAGAAGCCGUACCAAUGCUUAGAGUGCGGGAAAUAUUUUGGUCAGCAGCCGCACCUCGUUAGCCACCAGAAAAUCCAUACAGGGGAAAAACCCCAUCGAUGCUCAGAAUGUGGGAAAUGUUUUGCUGCCCUCUCGGCUCUUACAAGCCACCAGAGAGUCCAUACGGGAGAGAAACCUUAUAAAUGCACAGAAUGUGGGAAGUGUUUUUCCGUUCAGUCCAGCCUGGCGUGUCACAGGAGACUGCACACAGGAGAGAGGCCGUUCCAGUGUUCGGAGUGUGGGAAACAGUUUGCGGAUAGCUCAACCUUCACAAGGCACAAAAGGGUUCACUCGGGCGAAAAGCCCUUUAAGUGCUCACAGUGCGGGAAAUGCUUUGCGGGACAUUCGGGUUUCGUACAGCACAAGAGGGUCCACACGGGAGAGAAGCCCUUUAAGUGCUUAGAGUGUGGGAAAUGUUUCCCAUACCACGCAGACCUUGCACGGCACAAAAGAGUCCACACGGGAGAGAAACCCUACAAAUGUUUUGAGUGUGGGAAAUGUUUGACCGACACCACCUCUUUUGUCGGUCACCUCCGCAUCCACACAGGAGAGAAACCGUAUAAAUGUCUGCAGUGUGGGAAAUGUUUUGCUUACUCCUCAGGGCUGGUCAUCCACCAAAGAAUCCACACGGGAGAAAAACCUUACCAAUGCUCCCAAUGUGGAUGGGGCUUUGCUGACCCUUCGGCCUUUUCCAGGCACCUCAGAACCCACCAGAAAGAGAAACCUAAAAAACGAGGCAGGCGUUCUUCCAAGCAAUAAAACCUGUAUAAACGUUAGAGAAUGUGAUAAGGUGAGCAGUAGCAGAGCACAACAGAGUUAAUAAGCCCUUACUGAGGGAAAAGAGUAGCAUUUUCUCCCCUAGACUGUAAGCCCACCUGAUAUCUGAAGAAAGCUAGUACAGUGGUGCCUCGCUUAACGAGCACACCGUUUAACAACGAAUCUGCAUAGCGACGCGU